UAAAAAGUCCCGUGGUUUUCUCCCUUUCUGGGUUUCCACGUAAAAAUAGCUCGUUUAUACACUUUUAUAUUGAUUAUUCACUUUUAUACGGAAUUGAUGAUCCUUAAUAUCCGAAGUUAUGUUGGGCUUUCGGAUCUACGGGACUAAAAACCAACAUUGGCGUCGUCUGUGGGAAACGCUUCAAAAAGCAUAACAUGUUGUUCUUGAUUCUACAAAAUUAUUUGAUAAAGGCUACUGAUUCCACGAAGAAAAGAGAGAGAAAAUUGUUUCUGGAAAAACACAACAAGAGAAGAACAGUAGAAGGCCAGGACUCCAGCAGCUUGCUCAUCAUUCAGGUGGCUGCCCCCAUGUCCUGAAGUAAACGCCAGGGCCGAAGCAGGAGGCUCAAGGAGAAUUACAAUCCAGAGCUGCUGAUAAUUGAAGAAUAUAGUGAAUGUGAGCCCUCCUCCCUAUGGGACCCACGUGCCCACAGCUUCCCUACUCCCAUAAAAGAGGCCUGACAGCAAUGAGAUGACAAAUUCUUACACCAACACAAGUGGGUGAUUUGACAGAAUCUUAUCCAAAACGCUAGUGCUGUUUCCUGAACGGGAACUCUCGAACGCCAGAACGAAUGACUUCAUCGACUUAACACAGCCGGGGCCCGAACGGGAACAGGAGUUUUUUGUUAUUGCUGCCGAGCAUGCUCUGUACCCAGGUACAUCCGGAAUCAGCGACAGGGCCCGUAGAGAGAUCUGGUCACAUCCCGGAGAUGGCAGAUCAAAAGAGUCGGAACAGGAAACCACAUCCUCCUGAACUCACCAAACGAUUUACAAAUCCAACAAGAAACUUCAAAAAUGCAAAGACCAACGAAAUUCCCGAAGCAGUCUAUAGCUAUUCAUCUUUGACGUCCAAACUGCUCGAUCCAGGGCUGGCGAACCAGCAUCUGACCCCUGAUUCAAGAUUAAGACAGAAACAUUGUUUACUGAACGAGAAAUUCUCCCAACAGGUAGAAAAAAUGGAUAAUCAAGUGGGGUCCAACACACUAACCCGCGGACCUCCGUGUCAACCUGCCGAACGGGAACUCCUUGAACACAGGGAUCUGGGCUUCAUGAUGGAGGCUACAUACCGGGCAAUUCAACCAAGGGAUCCGGACUUUAAACAGAAAAUCCCAUUUCCAGGAUUAGGUAACGAACGGGACCAUGACGGCUGCUGACCCGGAUUGCGUAGGGCCCACUUCCUUCGAACGCCCAAGCUAACGAUGACAUUCGGAAGGAGUCCCAAGGGGCCACCAGUUCACCAUUGGAGGAUCCUGAGCCAAGAGGCUACCAGCUCACAUCAGCGGGCCAUGGAGGAAGCAGAUACUGCCGAAGCGCCAAUCUCCUUUUAGAGAGUAGAUCUCAGCCGAUCAGGCGACUGGGCACAUCCACCGAACAACAUCCUCCCCUAUGAUUGAGAUAGAUUCUCCCGCUCGGGACAUUCUGCCGUUCUCGCAAAACUUUGCCCACAAAAUUAUUCCUGUCCAGAUCAGAGGGGGAAGAUACAAAUAAGACUACGAAUUAUCUCUCGAACGGCAAUACCUUCUGAACAGAUGAAAGUGGACAGCCAAGAGUAGACCACCUGCUCGUUACACCAGUCAAACGCUGCUCGGUCCCACAAGGUGCCUAUGAAAGGCUUGCCAACCAUCGACAGAACAUCGACCGACAUCUCAUGGCCCUGUCCGGUUUGAAGUAAACACAUAAUUGCUCGGGCUACCUGUCCGACCAAACAUCCGCAGGGGAAAUUCCUGCUCCAUUCCUGCUCCAAGGUCUGGCUACCAGAACGAGUGCCGCUCGGUCGCUUAAAAUUUUCCGAGCAGACGGCCAUUGGGCUUGAAUAGCCAGAUUCUCGUUCGGCACUACACCAUCCGGCAUCUUCACAUCUUGCACAUCGGCGUUCGGCAGAUUCCCUCUAUUAAAGCUCAACAGAGACUACCAGGGGGAUGUGCUCGUAAUUCAAGGAGUGGAUGCAACCAAUCGUUGCCAAUCUCGAUCCCAGAACCUCCACCAACCGGUGCUCAUCCAUAUGCCAUCUAUCUGCUCGGCAUUCGCAUAAACCGGGUUCGUCGAGCUUCAACACAAAAUCAGCUCAAGAAGUUGAAACGACCGACCAUACAGUUACCCCGGUCGGCAUCUCCACAGCCCGGAGAUGAGUCUGGACAUCAUCAUUUGGGGAAGAUGAGUUCGUAGUUCGCGAAGUCUAGAAAGUCUCGAACGGCUCCUUGAAAGCCUCGCCCAGACUGAUAACUUGAUUUUAAAUAUGGAGCAGGCCGGGUCAUGCUUGCUCUGGCUAAAUCAUUUGGUGGGCCGAGUAUCGGUCCAGACGAGUUUCCUUGGGCUUGGUGGAUCUUAUCUAUGAGGAAGGCUACAUUAUUUGUUAAGGGGGUGGAUCAAAUUCUCAUCAGGCCAAUAUUUUGGUCCGGCAGCUGACGUGCACUUGUCGUGAGUUGCACUCAAAAUAAAUACAAUACAACGAAUAUACGUAGUAUAACGAAGUAAGGUUCGUAUCCACAGGGAAAGGAAUAUUUUUCUUUUAUAUAAGUAGUAACAAAGGGGUUUAGAUUUGUUUGAUUUAAAAACACUAAGAUGAACAACCUAUAUGAGUUUAAUUUAAUGAGAUGAGGACUUGGUUUUGCUUUUAUCCACUUAAUGAAAUGUUCGUCGAUCCCGGUUAUAUAUUUAA
Molecule: messenger RNA, 2697 nt
Organism: Cuscuta europaea
Lineage: Eukaryota; Viridiplantae; Streptophyta; Magnoliopsida; Solanales; Convolvulaceae
Source: the annotation of a GenBank genome assembly